Ochotona curzoniae (black-lipped pika) is the source of this 2727-nucleotide messenger RNA. RefSeq names its product solute carrier family 37 member 4 (gene SLC37A4). Gene Ontology annotation, biological process: glucose-6-phosphate transport; phosphate ion transmembrane transport. Bases 1040 to 2395 code for a protein of 451 amino acids. Gene Ontology annotation, molecular function: glucose 6-phosphate:phosphate antiporter activity. The record is from RefSeq and is a predicted model, not a curated record. NCBI's taxonomy places the organism in Eukaryota, Metazoa, Chordata, Mammalia, Lagomorpha, Ochotonidae. The transcript has 9 exons. Gene Ontology annotation, cellular component: endoplasmic reticulum membrane.
AGGCAGCUGGACACUUGCGGCCCCAAGCCGGCCGAUGGCCUGCCCGCCCACUGCCCGCUCAUCUCUGGGUUGGAUGCCAGACCCGUAGCCUGUAGCCAGACGGGCGGGAAGCCCAGAUGGACUCUGCAAGGUAAUAGGGAAUCGGAGGCAGCUCCCAGUGGCCUUCCGCCAGGACCUCAGCCCUUGGUGGGGGCUUUCUGCGGGACUGUGGGGGCCCGCGUGAGGGGGCUCCCCUGUUGGACAAUUCUGCAUCUUCUUCUGUAUAUCCACGGUUUCCGUUAUCCAAGGUCAACUGAGGCUGGAAAAUAUCAGAUGGAAAAUUACAGAAAUAAGUAUUUUGUAUUCACUCCAGUAUAUUGCAAUCAUCAGUUUAUCAGUUACUGUUGUUAAUCUCUUGCUGUACCUCAGUUAAUUUAUCCUAGAUGUGCAGGUAUGGGAAGAAACAGUACUUUAGAGUUUUGGUGAUAUAUCCAGUUUCAGAAAUCCACUGGGGUCUUGAUAUCCCCCCUCCCACCAAGGGGGAAGCUGUUGUGUGAGGUAAGUUACACCUCACUGCCUGCUAGACAUUGGGUUUCUGGGGACCUGGGUGAAUUCUGGAGCAGAGUGGGUCCACACAAAGAGAGCAGCCUCCCGGCCAGGGGCCCUUGCAGAUAAAAGUAAUUAGGUUGAGUAUUAAUCACAGCUGGUUCUCAGGCAGGUGGAGGUGGAUGGGACAGCAGACAUUCAGGGGACACAGGGAGCUGGCUUGGUUUAUAGGCAUGCCUCCCUCUGGGACCCCCCAUCCCCAUCCCCACCCCCAAUUUGGCACUGGGUAAUCUCUUGUUUUCUUGUCUCCUGUAGGACACCACUGGGUUCCCUGGGAGCCGCCUCAGGCUUAAUGAUUGUCCAGAAGGCGGCUAUAAAGGGAGCCUGGGCGGCUGGGCGGAGGAGGCAGUGGGAGAAACCUAACUCAGCAGAUCUGGGCACCAACCGAGCAAGCAAGCCGCGGCUGUAGUCGGACGUUCAGUGUCUUGGCCGGCAGGGCCUGUUCUUGUCUACCAUGGCAGCCCAGGGCUACGGCUAUUACCGCACAGUGAUCUUCUUGGCCAUGUUUGGCGGCUACAGCCUGUACUACUUCAACCGCAAGACCUUCUCUUUUGUCAUGCCCUCGCUGGUGGAGGAGAUCCCUCUGGACAAGGAUGACCUGGGGCUCAUCACCAGCAGCCAGUCGGCGGCCUAUGCCAUCAGCAAGUUUGUGAGCGGGGUGCUGUCAGACCAGAUGAGUGCCCGCUGGCUCUUCUCCUCUGGGCUGCUCCUGGUUGGCCUGGUCAACAUUGUGUUUUCCUGGAGCUCCACGGUCCCCAUCUUUGCUGCUCUCUGGUUCCUUAAUGGCCUGGCCCAGGGGCUGGGCUGGCCACCCUGUGGGAAGAUCCUGCGGAAGUGGUUUGAGCCAUCGCAGUUUGGCACUUGGUGGGCCGUCCUGUCAACCAGCAUGAACCUGGCUGGAGGGCUGGGCCCUAUCCUGGCCACCGUGCUGGCCCAGAGCUACAGCUGGCGCAGCACGCUGGCCCUGUCUGGGGCCCUAUGUGUGGCCGUCUCCUUCCUCUGUCUCCUGUUCAUCCACAAUGAACCUGCUGAUGUUGGACUCCGCAACCUGGACCCCACCCCUUCCAAGGGCAAGAAGGGCUCUUCGAAGGACGAGAGCACCCUCCAAGAGCUGCUGCUGUCCCCCUACCUGUGGGUGCUCUCCACUGGCUACCUGGUUGUAUUUGGAGUGAAGACCUGCUGUACCGACUGGGGCCAGUUCUUCCUUAUCCAGGAGAAAGGGCAGUCUGCUCUCGUGGGUAGCUCCUACAUGAGUGCCCUGGAGGUCGGAGGCCUCGUAGGCAGCAUUGCAGCUGGCUACUUGUCAGACCGGGCCAUGGCUAAGGCAGGGCUGUCUGUAUACGGGAACCCUCGCCAUGGCCUGCUGCUGUUCAUGAUGGCUGGCAUGACACUAUCCAUGUACCUCUUCCGGGUUACAGUGACCAGCGACUCCCCAAAGGAUGUUGCUUUCUGGACUCCGGCUCUUCACCCUCUCGCUGAGCUCACAGGCUUUACGGAACAUGAGCUCUGGAUCUUGGUGUUGGGAGCUGUGUUUGGUUUCUCCUCUUACGGUCCCAUUGCCUUGUUUGGAGUCAUUGCCAAUGAGAGCGCCCCUCCCAACUUAUGUGGCACCUCCCAUGCUAUCGUGGGACUGAUGGCCAACGUGGGCGGCUUUCUGGCUGGGCUUCCCUUCAGCACCAUUGCCAAGCACUACAGCUGGGGCACGGCCUUCUGGGUGGCUGAGCUGGUUUGCGCAGCAAGCACCGCUGCCUUCUUCCUGCUACGAAACAUCCGCACCAAGAUGGGCAGAGUGCCCAAGAAGGCUGAGUGAGGGGAGUGCAGGCUCUGGGGCACACCCCCACCCCCCAAACACACAUCUGUGGUCUUUUCCCUGUGCACAGUAGGGAUGCAGAGGAAGGGGGCUGCCCUGGCUGGGACUGAACCUUUGACCAGAUCUGGCCUUUUCCCUGGCCCAGGUGGCACUGGAAGCUCUCAGUGGCUAAUGAGGUACCAGCUCCCCCCUCCCUAUGCUCUAUUUAAGUAACUUUUGUCUUUGGACCCCAUUAGCUCCUAUUUCCUGCCUUCAAACAAACAGAAAACCCCUGCAGCCAAGGGAGUCUCUUGUGGCUGCCCUCCUCUGCUGGGCCCUGUCCCAUCCCAUUC